Molecule: messenger RNA, 1792 nt
Organism: Cynara cardunculus var. scolymus (artichoke)
Lineage: Eukaryota; Viridiplantae; Streptophyta; Magnoliopsida; Asterales; Asteraceae
Product: RNA-binding protein 24-like
Exons: 8
Coding region: 534-1295 (253 amino acids)
Molecular function (GO): RNA binding
Source: RefSeq, a predicted model, not a curated record
GGGUAGUUUUACAACGAAUUGUUCCACCCACCAUCCACCACCACCCCUUUUGAUUUCGAUUUCGAUUUCAAUUUCAAAUUUCCAGCCCUAGAGUGGUGUAAUCAUCUCGUCUUUGUUGUUUUCGAUCUCAAUUCCACCAUUCAAAUCGAGCAUUUCAACUUCUUCAAAAGAAUUCCCCAAUUUUCCGUAAAGGGUUUUUGUGGGUUUUUGUUUUUUGUUUUCCUUUCCAAAUUGAUCGCGUGAUUCUGCUCCUAAUUCAUUCAAUUCCAACUAUUUAUGAAUAGAAAUUUGUUCCUUUUUGCUGUUUCAAAGAACCUAAUUGGCUCGAUUCAACCAUUCAAAUCGAACAUUUCAAGUUCUUCGAAAGAAUUCCCCUAUUUUCUGUAAAGGGUUUUUAUUUUUUUUCCCAAAUUGAUCGCGUGAUUCUGCUCCUAAUUCAUUCAAUUUCAAGUCUUUGUGAAAAUAAAUUUGUUCCUUUUUUGCUGUUCAAAACCCAAUUUGAUUUAAGACGAAGGAAGAAAAGGGUGUUGUUAAUGGCGUAUCAGCAGUCGAUUCCGGCAACUCCGAGUUCAGGACCGAGUUCAACUUCAGGGUUUCAAUCCCCAUUUGGGGAUACAACUUUCACUAAAGUGUUUGUUGGAGGGUUAGCUUGGGAGACUCAAAGUGAGACCAUGCGCCAUUAUUUCGAACAAUUUGGAGAGAUUCUUGAAGCUGUUGUGAUCACUGAUAAGAACACAGGCCGAUCCAAGGGUUAUGGAUUCGUAACUUUUCGUGACCCUGAAUCUGCUACGAAAUCAUGUGUUGAUCCAGCUCCGGUCAUUGAUGGCAGGCGGGCAAAUUGUAACCUGGCUUCACUUGGACGGCCUCGUGCACCUCCGCCUUUCGGAGGUAUCACAUCACCAAUACCUUAUGCUGGCGGUCUGCAAACUGCUCGUGUGCCUUCCAUUGGCGGCUAUGGCUGCCAACCACCGUUUUUUUACAAUUACCGACAAGGAUUAGUGUAUCCUUCAUACCCACAUGGAACGUAUGGUCCAGAAUACGUCUAUCCACAGGGCGUUUACAACCUAUAUUCCGGUCAGCAGUAUCUUCAGAUGAUGUAUCCUUACAAUCAAAUAAGCCAAUUUGGCCAUGGUUAUACAGCUUUUCAAGGCUAUGGAUUGCCGACUAGCUCAUCCAUUCAGACGAUUCAAGCAGCGUAUCCAAUAGGUGUUCAAGGACCGCAAUUUGUGAUUUCCGCCCCUCCAUCUCCGGCCACCCAUGGUGGUGGUGGUGGUUCUGACCAAAGUGCAGGAUGAAGGUCUGAUUUAAGGUAUCCUUAGAUUUCAGCAGUUUUGCUACUUGAGUGGCGGGAUUCGAAUCUAGCCUUGCAAAUUAUGGUUUUUGCAUUCUAGAGGUCGUUUUUACCAGAGAAAUCAUGGUCGGAAAUCCCAUGAAGAUGCGAAUUGCGUCGAGUGUCGUUUGUUCCCGUGUCGCUCCGCCAGUGUCAUGAGGGUCAAAGAAGUAAAUUGGCAUGGCACCCAAAGCCGGAAUAGGUUUCUGGCAUGCAUUUAUACACCAUUCGUUCUUGUUAAAAUUAACAAACCCCGUGGUUUGGGGUUUCGGGUAACGGUGUCGUUUUUCGGUUUGUAAUUUAUAAGAAGCGGUAGCAAGAGCCUGGGUUUCAAAGGGUGGAAAUCCCAGGCAGGAAAACACAACAAAUGGAAUUGUGUCAUGUUUGUGUGUGGCUACCAACUGUUCUUCAAACUAAGCUUUUUUCUUGUGCCAAAUUGUAUGUUUUUUCUUGGUUUGUUUU